AUGUCCCCAUUACUAUUUAAUAUGUAUAGUGAAGCCAUUUUUGAAGAAGCAUUACUAUCUCAAAGUGAAGGAAUAAUAAUUAACGGAAGAUCUAUUAACAACAUAAGAUAUGUAGAUGACACCGUGGUUAUGGCAAGCUCUGCUGAACAACUCCAAUUACUGCUAAACAAAACAAACAGUUUCUGUAAAAAAUAUGGACUAAAAAUGAAUAUAAAAAAGACCAAAUACAUGAUAAUAGCAAAGAAAACAAAUAUACCAACAAACAUACAUUUGGGAAAUGUACCGAUAGAAAAGUUUGAUACAUACAAAUACCUAGGAACCUGCAUUUUAGA
Diabrotica balteata is the source of this 332-nucleotide messenger RNA. The record is from the annotation of a GenBank genome assembly. NCBI's taxonomy places the organism in Eukaryota, Metazoa, Arthropoda, Insecta, Coleoptera, Chrysomelidae.